Messenger RNA from Passer domesticus (house sparrow), 467 nucleotides. RefSeq names its product scale keratin-like. The record is from RefSeq and is a predicted model, not a curated record. Lineage: Eukaryota; Metazoa; Chordata; Aves; Passeriformes; Passeridae. Bases 75 to 467 code for a protein of 130 amino acids. The transcript has 2 exons. Gene Ontology annotation, molecular function: structural constituent of cytoskeleton. Gene Ontology annotation, cellular component: intermediate filament.
UGCCCUGGCUACCUUCUCCUCCUCCAGAACAAGGCUGCCCUCUCUUGCAGAGCACCCUCGGAUCCCACGCCAAGAUGUCCUGCUACGACCUGUGCCCCCCGAAAACCAUCACGGACCUGUGCCCCCCCAGAACCAGCGUGGCUGUGCCCCAGCCCAUCGCUGAGAGCUGCAACGAGCUGUGCGCCCGCCAGUGCCCCGACUCCUCUGCCUUCAUCCAGCCACCACCCGUGGUGGUCACCUUCCCCGGCCCCAUCCUCAGCUCCUUCCCCCAGCAGGCCGUGGUGGGCUCCUCCGGAGCACCGGCCUUUGGCGGCUCCCUGGGGCUGGGCGGCCUCUACGGCGCCGGCGCCACCCAGGCCUCGGGGGGCCUCUGCACCUUUGGCAGAGCCUACGCUGCUCCCGCCUGCAGCCCUUGCGUCCUGCCCCGCUACAGCAAGAAGCUCUGGAACACCUGCGGGCCCUGCUAG